CUCAGCCCGUUGUUUCUUCUCCGACGCUAUCUUUCCCCCCACACCAUGUUGUACGAGUUGAUUGCCAUUGUCCGUCCGGGCAGCCUCAAUGAGGUCCGAGAAAUUGCCCGUAACACCGGCAUCCAGGUCCUGCGGUCCGGCGGCGUAGUCCGCGGAUACACCAACUGGGGCACCUUCCGACUCCCCAAGCCCACUACCAAGCAUCAGGCCCGAUACACCGAAGGCCACCAUUUUAUUAUGCGCUUCGAUGCUUCCGGCCCAGUACAGAUGGCCGUCCGCAGAACCCUCGGCCUCGAUCCUCGGAUGAUUCGCUUCUCCGUGGUUAAGUUGGGCGACAAGCUGGAAGACAUCAAGGAUAUCCCGGGCAAGGUCGAGUGGAACAACACUCGCAACAUUUCCGAGUCUAUCUAAAAAAGGAUAUCGCUUGUUUGGUUAUGCAUUAGUUGGACGAGAUGAGGAGCCGUUGCACAGCUCGCCUACGUUGAUUUUCGUCCGGACAUUGAUGGUUCGCUGUAUUAUUGGGAUUGAGGGUUGAAUUUUUGUACUAUCAUACCAGCAUCGCAGGCGCACAUUAUAUCACUUAAUUGGGUUUCUAUCUUUAAGGUGUCGUUUCAUCGCCUGUCGUGCACUACACCAAGUUGAUACGUUUUGGCACGUGACCUGGUUCUUGGGUCUCGCAGGAUCACUAUAGCCCCGAUCUGAUCUGGUUCGAAAGCGACAUCAGACUAAAAAGAAUUGCACCCCUGCUAGUAUAUCUGAGGCUAUGCUAUAAGACACAUUAUGGCAACAUAUACUCCGUGAAAUAGCAGUGGACAUACUCUUAAGCCCGAAGCCUCACUCUCCAACGUAAA
Messenger RNA from Aspergillus alliaceus, 851 nucleotides. Its product is annotated as mitochondrial 37S ribosomal protein bS6m. Gene Ontology annotation, molecular function: small ribosomal subunit rRNA binding; structural constituent of ribosome. Lineage: Eukaryota; Fungi; Ascomycota; Eurotiomycetes; Eurotiales; Aspergillaceae. The coding region runs from base 46 to 411 and encodes 121 amino acids. The transcript is spliced from 3 exons. The record is from RefSeq and is a predicted model, not a curated record. Gene Ontology annotation, cellular component: ribosome; mitochondrial small ribosomal subunit. Gene Ontology annotation, biological process: translation.